This is a messenger RNA of Dujonia railenensis, 1965 nucleotides long. NCBI's taxonomy places the organism in Eukaryota, Fungi, Ascomycota, Pichiomycetes, Serinales, Debaryomycetaceae. The record is from the annotation of a GenBank genome assembly.
AUGGCUCAAAGAAAAAUAGUAUCUAGGAGGUAUCUAAUCGAAUACUUAAGUAGGAAUUCCAUACCGGGAUUUAAUCAUUCAGAGCUCGUGAAGAAUGCCACUGAUAUCUCCAUUGCGAUAGCAUUUUCAGGUGGCGGAUAUAGAUCUAUGCUAACAGGUGCUGGAGUUUUGACUGCCUUUGAUUUGCGAACCCCAGGGUCCAUGCUUCCAAAUCACUUGGGAGGUAUACUUCAAGCUAGUAAUUACAUAACUGGAAUCUCUGGUGGUUCAUGGUUAGUUAUGAGCAACAUGGCCAAUGACUUCAAGCCUAAUUACAUUUCAUUGCAAGAAGGUCAGUGGAAUAUUAAUGAGAAGCUCUUGGAAGGAAUUCCAAACUUUGACUUAAAAAACUUAGAAAGCGACAUGGCGCCAACAGCAUCAUUUACACAUUCGUCAAGCGCUUCGCAAGAGACUUCAGCAAUGAAGGCGAAAGAGUCGGCCUCAAUUGCUGGUAGAAUCAAGAGGCGGGGAUUUUUGAAAAAUUUAAUGAAGGUUUUCAACUUCUCACCAAAAGAUGGAAUAAUUGUUUCUUCCACUGACCCAUUAGAGAAGGUUCUUAAGCCUAUCGUUCAAAAAGAAAGACGUAAUGUGUCUCAUAGUGAAGUUUCUUCUUCAUUGAUUUCAUGGAAGAAAGUAAUAAGCUAUUACAAAGACAUCCACGUUGAAGUAAGAGCCAAAAAGAAAUCUGGAUUUCCCAUAUCACUCACAGAUUAUUGGGGUAGAGCUCUAUCUCGUAGAAUAUUUCCUAGGGCGGUUCGCUCACCAGGAGUCACUUUAUCUUCUGUCACUAAACUCGAAUCCUUUAGAAGAUUUUUGCAACCCUUUCCAAUUAUCUGUACAAUAGAAGCGGUUCCAGAAUAUCUGUUCAACAGUGAAACGUCACACACUUUUGAGAUAAACCCUUUCGAAUUCGGAUCAUGGGAUCAGUACUUAAAUUCGUUUGUUGAUAUCAAAUAUCUUGGUACCAAAUUACUAAAUGGAGCUCCAACCUCCUUGGACGUGUGCAUGUCGGGGCUAGAUAACUUAGGUUUUUUGACAGGGGCAUCAUCUUCUUUAUUCAAUUACAUUUUUGUUUACCUAUACCAAAAUCUAUUAGAAACAAAACAAAAUACAAAAUCUACCCUUCAAAAUAUUUUGCAGACCUUUGGACUAAGACCAAAUCCUAAAUCAUGGCAGCAUCCACAAAACCACCCAGACUACGCUCUUAUCUCACCGAACCCCUUCUUACGGGAGAAACUCAGAGGUACACAGGAGAUAUCAAAAAGGGAUUUUAUAUACCUUACAGAUGGAGGAGGAGAUGGGCAAAAUAUCCCUUUCCAUCCUCUCUUGCAAUAUUCUAGAAAAGUAGACAUAAUUUUUGCUUUUGAUAUGAGUGGAGAUAUAUUAAAUUUCCCAAAUGGUACAAGCCUAGUCAGAACUAGCCAGAGGUACAGGAGUAUUUGGAACAAAACGCCGUAUUUUGAUACUAUGAAGUAUAGUAAAUCAAAUGCAACGAGAGGAAGAUACAGGGGUGUAUUUCCCAAAGUGCCAAGUUGCGAAGAAUUUAAUAGUAGAGGAUACACUAAAGUGCCAGUUUUUUUUGGCUGUGACUUAGUGAAAGACUAUCCCACUGCGGGAAGUUUUCAUACAAUGAACCACUUAGACUUUCCCCCAGACUACACUCCACCAUUGAUAAUUUAUUUUGCAAAUACAAAUCAUUCUUUUGCAUCGAAUACUUCUACUUUCCAAAUGUCGUACCAAGAUGACGAAAUUAGGGGGAUGAUGCAAAAUGGAUAUGACAUUGCAACAUACAUAAAUGGAACAAUUGAUGACAAGUUUUCUGCAUGUCUUAGUUGUGCCAUAUUGAAAAGAGAAUUUGGGAGACAGAAUAUUGUACCACCUCGCUUCUGUACAGAAUGCUUUGAGAAGUAUUGUUACCAAGGUUGA